Molecule: messenger RNA, 1417 nt
Organism: Nelumbo nucifera (sacred lotus)
Lineage: Eukaryota; Viridiplantae; Streptophyta; Magnoliopsida; Proteales; Nelumbonaceae
Product: plastid-lipid-associated protein, chloroplastic-like
Source: RefSeq, a predicted model, not a curated record
UACAGAAAGAGAGAAUUAGAGAGUAGAGACUGGGAUCUUGCUUCACACCAAACCUAUGUGUAUCAACUUUGCUGAAUUGUGAUGGUAUAAAAGUUGGUGUUUUCUUUUUCUCUUGUCAACAGUACUAGAGUACAGUUCAUCUUCUUCUCCAAAACCAGUCAUCAAUGGCUGCUGCUUCAUCUGUCAAUACAUUCCCCUGUAAGACCCUCUCACUGACACAGUCACAGCGCCUACUCGGUUUCAACAAGAACUCGUUCUCUCCGGUUAAUUCGAUCGGUGUUACUUCCAGGAAGCCGAUUACGAGGUCGACAUUCUCCAUCGCCAUCGGAGAACAUAAUCGAGUGAGGCCCAUUCUCAGGAUCCGAGCGGUAGGCGACGCCGUCAAAAGGGCGGAGGAUGAACCGAUCGGUGAGGGCGUGAUCAGCAUGGCAGCUGCGGCGGUCGAUAGGCCUGAGAAGCCCAGCGACAUUGAUAUGCUCAAGAAACUUUUGUUUGAUUCCUUCAUCGGAACGGAUCGAGGACUGAGGGCGUCCAGUGAGGCCAGAGCGGAAAUCGACGAGGUCAUUAGCCAGCUCGAGGCCUUGAACCCAACGCCGGCUCCCACCGAGGCUUUCACUCUUCUCAACGGCAAAUGGAUUGUUGCGUACACAUCCUUGGCAGGUUGGUGUACGAGGGGGAAGCUGCCAAUGGUGAAGGUGGAGGAGAUAUCUCAGACCAUCGAUUCAUCAAGCUUCACUCUCAACAAUGAGGUCCAGUUCAUUUGUCCCUUGUCCACCACUUCCUUCAGAACUAAUGCCAAAUUUGAGGUUCGAAGCCCCAAGCGCAUCCAGGUCUGGUUCGAAGAAAACAUCACCAUCACUAGCCAGACUACGGAACCUGUAGGACAAACGCUCAGACUGCGUCUUUGCCCUAUCAUCUCUCCCCAAUUAACCGACGCCGUGGAGAUACCAGAGACAGUGGAAUUUGUAAGACAAAAGCUCGGUUUCUGCCUCUGCCCCUUGAACGCCACGAUAAGAUCGGUGAAGAACACUGCAUCGUCAGUGGUGAGAAUCAUCUCCAGCCAACUAUUACUGAAGGUGCUAUCUUCCAACACCAAUUCACAGUCGUCGUGGCUGCUAACCACGUACCUUGACAAUGAACUUCGUAUUGCAAGGGGAGAUGGUGGCAAUGUGUUUGUACUCAUCAAGGAAGGCAGCUCCCUACUCGCAUACUAAUUCCUAUUACCUACCUAAACAAACAACUUCCAUCUCUUCUAUUUUCUGUUUCUCUUUUUUAUGAUUUUUGGUUUUUGUAUUUCUACUUUUUCCCUUCCCUUGAAGGUUCCUCCCUCUUCUUUUCUGCACAAAUAUAAAUUUGUAUUCAAUAACAGACACAAGAAUCUUAUGGAUAUGGUUUAUAAAUUUCUAUUUAAUUCCAA